AUGAAUUCCAAGGAGUACAUUGAGAAUGGUUAGUGACAGCGGGCUAAGGCGGUAAGGGGGUCAAGAUCUACGGCCAUUGUUAUGAAAGGUUCAUUCUACUGUUGUGAGGCCCAGAUCACUGGCUUGAAUCUGAAGUCAAUUAUCGGAUUAAAGAGUACAGAGAAAACCCCUGUGAUCUUGUUAAUAAUCCCUGUUUGCUUGGAGAACUGUCGUGGGGCUGGCCUGCAUGUCAGCUAAGUGAUUACACAAGGUCUGAUCCCCAGGCCCACCACGGUGGAACUACAUGGGCAAAGGGAGUGUGUGUGUGUGUGUGUGUCCAGCUGCACACUGACCAUGCCAGAGGUUAUAACCAACCUGUGAGAGACAUAGUGUAUAGAUUACAAUGCUUUUUGAAUGAGAGCUUCACCGUUACCAUAAAAGGCUCUUAUGAUACUGUAAUCUCCGUAAAAUCCUAUAGAACUCCCCUCUGUUUGCCCAUAAGGAAAAGCUUAUAGGGUAUGAGCAGGGUGUUUGUACAGUAUGGAUGUGCAGGCUUUGACUUGCGCCUACCACGGCAGACCAUUUCCAUGGAAAUUUGAGGUAUGCCUACUCACACAUACCCAGCGUGAACUCACUCAUCUGGAAUCUUUACUGUUUCCUCCCGGCUGAAUCCGCUUUGCCUCAAACUCUGACUGCCAUAAGUAAUAGGAUAUAUUAGCAAACCCUAAACAAACACGAAACAGGGAAGUUAGGCAAACACCAAUGUAACCGCUUAUCAGUAUGAAAAAUGUAAGCACUCACUACUGUAAGUCGCUCUGGAUAAGAGCGUCUGCUAAAUGACUAAAAUGUACAAUUGUAAAAUGUAUAACAUAAUAGUUACAUUUUCAUACUCUGUGUUUUUAACUCACAUUCCCAUUUCUCCCGGCUUGGGUUGACAGACUAAUAACAGUCUCCCUGAAGAGUGGUCAUACACAAACGAUGAAGACAGCCGUGUCCCGUGGGGGACUUUGUUGGUUCAACUGAAUCAUCUAGGAAAGAGUUCGAAUGGUUCAGGAAGAGAGGGGACGAGAGAGGGGCCACUAACCCUCAGGACCAGUGUGUGGAGGCAGUACUCUUCAAACGGAGCUGUUUUCAACAUUUUACAGGACCAUAACGUUUUUACAAAGCACCCUCCUCCCUGUUAGUCUCUCUCCUGGGUGAACCGUGAAUCCCAGGUCGGGCCAGGAACAACCGUUCCACUGUACUCCUGGCAGGCGACAGUCCGGAGACCGGAUUCCUGCAGAAUUGUUUUGUUUUUACAGCAUCUCAUUAGGGCCUCCUAAUUACACACGCUGAAAGAGAGGUGGAACAGGACGAAGGUGGAAAAAUAGACAAUGCUGAGAAAAAUCCCAAAUCUUAUUGAAAUAUGACGAAUGCUUCAAAUUGGUCUGUUGAUGUUCAAUAUUGUUCUUACAUGUAUGAUUGUAGAGUCAAUGUCAGGGAGGUAUGAGUGUGUGAGAGGAAAAACUAGAUAAGGAACUAGAAAAAGGAGAUUAGGAAUCUUAGUAGUUUUGAUGCCAAACACACACAGAGGAAAUCUCUCUCUCCUGCUGUGACACAGUUCAUGUUUGCCCAAAGCCAGAGUGAUACCAUCAGUGGAGACGGCUUGGCUGCAGCCUGACACAUUUACACCAUCUGGGCUGCCUCUACCAACAAGAUAUAAGACCCCUUCAUUAUCAUUCCCAGUUUAAUGUGGCUUCUAUUGCCAGGCAAACUCUUGUAAUUGACCAUAACUUUGGCCUCAAUGUCCUGUUAUCUCGACAUAUCCCUGGAGCUUUAGAAGAGAAGAUGGUUGCAUCAGAAAAGCCAUAUACAGUGCAUUCGGAACGUAUUCAGAUCCUUUCCCUUUUUCCAAAUGUUGUUACAUUACAGCGUUAUUCUAAAAGAGAUCAAAUAUAUAUUUUUUCUCAUCAAUCUACACACAAUACCCCAUAAUGACAAAGUGAAAACAGGUUUUUAGAUUUUUUAGCAAAUGUAUUCAAAAUAAAAAACAGAAAUAGCUUAUUUACAUAAGUAUUCAGACCCUUUGCUAUGAGACUCGAAAUUGAGCUCAUCCUUGAGAUGUUUCUACAACUUGAUUGGAGUCCACCUGUGGCAAAUUCAAUUGAUUGGACAUGAUUUGGAAAGGCACACACCUGUCUAUAUAAGGUCCCACAUUUGACAGUGCAUGUCAGAGCAAAACACAUGCCAUGAAGUUGAAGGAAUUGUCAAUAGAGCUCCAUGACAGGAUUGUUUCAAGGCACAUAUCUGGGGAAGGGUACCAAAACAUUUCUGCAGCAUUGAAGGUCCCCAAGAACAUAGUGGCGUCCAUCAUUCUUAAAUGGAAGACGUUUGGAACCACUAAGACUCUUCCUAGAGCUGGGCAAUCAGGGGAGAAGGGCCUUGGCCAGGGAGGUGACCAAGAACCCGAUGGUCACUCUGACAGAGCUCCAGAGUUCCUCUGUGGAGAUGGGAGAACCUUCCAGAAGGACAACCAUCUCUGCAGCACUCCACCAAUCAGGCCUUUAUAGUAGAAUGGCCAGACGGAAGCCACUCCUCAGUAAAAGGCACAUGACAGCCCGCUUGGAGUUUGCCAAAAGGCACCUAAAGGACUCAGACCAUGAGAAACAAGAUUAUCUGGUCCGAUGAAACCAAGAUUCAACUCUUUGGCCGGCAAGGACUGGGAGACGAACGGAGCAAAGUACAGAGAGAUCCUUUAUGAAAACCUGCCACAGAGUGAUCAGGACCUCAGACUGGGGCGAAGGUUCACCUUCCAACAGGACAAUGACCCUAAGCACACUGCCAAGACAACGCAGGAGUGGCUUUGGGACAAGUCUCUGAAUGUCCUUGAGUGGCCCAGCCAGAGCCCGGACAUGAACCCAAUCGAACAGCAGCGACGCUUCCCAUCCAACCUGACAGAGCUUGAGAGGAUCUGCAGAGAAGAAUGGGAGGAACUCCCCAAAUAAUAUAAUAAUAAUAUGCCAUUUAGCAGACGCUUUUAUCCAAAGCGACUUACAGUCAUGUGCACAUACAUUUUUACGUAUGGGUGGUCCCGGGAAUCGAACCCACUACCCUGGCGUUACAAGCGCCAUGCUCUACCAAUUGAGCUAUAGAGGACCACACAGGUGUGUCAAGCUUGUAGCGUCAUACCCAAGAAGACUCAAGGCUGUAAUCGCUGCCAAAGGUGCUUCAACAAAGUACUGAGUAAAGAGUCUGAAUACUUAUGUAAAUGUCAUAUUUUCAUUUUAUUUAUUUUUUAUAAAUGUGCAAAAUUUUCUAGAAACCUGUUUUUGCUUUGUCAUUAUGAGGUAUUUUGUGUAGAUUGAUGAGGGGGAAAAAACAAUUUAAUCCAUUUUAGAAUAAGGCUGUAACGUAACAAAAUGUGGAAAAGGUCAAGGGGUCUGAAUACUUUCCGAAUGCACUGUAUUACCAACACAGACUGCUGGUCGCUUGUUAAUGUGAAAAACUCAUGAAUCUAUCUCAUAUUCCAGCUCCUGGAGGCAUAAGGCAAUCUGUGAUGGGGUUGGGCCCUGUGCUUUGACCUGGAUUUAAACCUUUAUUUUAAGCCUUUUCCAUAAAUGAGAAUUAGACCAAAAAUGUAAGCAAUUGUCUGAGGAUGGUGCUGGACCAUCUGACAUAAAAAGAAAAGGUGAUUAGUUUGAUGGAAAAUCUUUAAAUGAAGGUUAAAAUCCAGGUCAUGUUAAAUGAUUAACCAAAACACAGGGCCCUAGUGAUGAACCAUACCAAAAUAGUUCAAGGUGGGGGGAUAAGAGGUCAAAGUGUAAACCUUUGCUAGGUAUGUGUGAGAUUCACAGUUAGGAUGCAUGCACACCCACUUGAGGACAACAGCAGACACAUUGUGUUGAGAGAACUUGACUUGUGUCCUUGCUGGUAGAUUCCACAGCAUUCCAGAAAGUGCCUGUGAGUGAGACCUCUGUUUCAGCGCCAGUGGAUGGACACUGGGAAAGUGAACUGGGACAUGUUCACAUAGGGCCUGAUGAUACCCCCAAAAAUAUUAAGGUCAGGGGGUAAAUCUGAAUGGAAUGUGGGCAGGGAAUGGAUGAACAAUGAACACCACCAUCACUACCAAAACAUGCCCCAACAUCUCAGGAAUUCCUCUGCCUGCCUGUGGGCUAUAAUCACUCGAUCCACUAAUAACGAUAAAUGUGUCUUCGUUCAGGUGUUUCAUCAAAUUCUACAGUAUAUGAUGGAAAAUGUUGCAGAUACCUUAAUUACUGUGUUUUGUUCUGAGUCAGGGAUAAUCCACAUGGACCACUGGAAACCGCUUGCAUGAUAAGCAAAUGGAUGGCACACAUUACACCGGUUUGAAGGUCUCUGCACUGGCUGCCUGUGAGUUUUAGAAUAUAUUUUAAGAUUCAUCUAUUUGUUUUUAAAUCAAUCCACGAUUGUGCACCUCAAUACAUGUCAGACAUGCUUUUUAGUUAUGUACCCAGUAGGUCCCUCAGGUCCUCUGGCACUGGCCUAUUAACUAUCCCAAAACCUAGGACCAAGAGGCAUGGAGAGGCAGCCUUUAGUUACAAUGACCCCAGCCUCUGAAAUAGCCUGCCAGAGAACCUGAGGGGGGCCGAAACUGUGGACAUAUUUAAAAGGGAUCUUCAAAUACCCCUUUUUAGCUGUGCUUUUCCGUAGUGUGCUUUUUAGUCUUUCAGCUUUUAUUAUUAUUUAGUUUUUUAUCCUCAGAUGUUUGUUGUGUAGUAAAUGUUUUAUUGUUUUGUUUUAUUUAUUUGUUUUUCUUGUGCAGCGCAUUGCGUUGCAUCCAUGUCUGAAAUGUGCUAUAUAAAUAAAGCUUGAUUUGAUUUAAUAUACUGUAGUAGCCUACAUUAUAGCCUGCUUAGUAAGUCCAUGUCUGUUGCUUUUUUGGCAACUGUAGGCUAUCAGGGACUCAGAGCCAUGCACAGACCUUUUUCAGUGUGCAAGAUCUCACCUCGUGGAGUUGCAAUGAUCAUGAGAACGGUGAGGAAUCAGCCCAGAACUACACAGGAGGAUCUUGUCAAUGAUCUCAAGACAGCUGGGACCAUAGUCACCAAGAAAACAAUUGGUAACGCACUACGCCGUGAAGGACUGAAAUCCUGCAGCGCCCGCAAGUUCCCCCUGCUCAAGAAACACAUAUACAGGCCCGUCUGAAGUUUGCCAAUGAACAUCUGAAUGAUUCAGAGGUGAACUGGGUGAAAGUGUUGUGGUCAGAGACCAAAAUGGAGCUCUUUGGCAUCAACUCAACUCGCCUUGUUUGGAGGAGGAGGAAUUCUGCCUAUGACCCCAACACCAUCCCCACCUUCAAACAUGGAGGUGGAAACAUUAUGCUUUGGGGGUGUUUUUCUGCUAAGGGGACAGGACAACUUUACCGCAUGAAAGGGACGAUGGACGGGGCCAUGUACCGUCAAAUCUUGGGUGAGAACCUCCUUCCCUCAGCCAGGGCAUUGAAAAUGGGUCGUAGAUGGGUAUUGCAGCAUGACAAUGACCCAAAACACACGGCCAAGGCAACAAAGGAGUGGCUCAAGAAGAAGCACAUUACCGUCCUGGAGUGGCCUAGCCAGUCUCCAGACCUUAAUCCCAUAGAAAAUCUGUGGAGGGAGCUGAAGGUUCGAGUUUCCAAACGUCAGCCUCGAAACCUUAAUGACUUGGAGAAGAUCUGCAAAGAGGAGUGGGACAAAAUCCCUCCUGAGAUGUGUGCAAACCUGGUGGCCAACUACAAGAAACGUCUGACCUCUGUGAUUGCCAACAAGGGUUUUGCCACCAAGUACUAAGUCAUGUUUUGCAGAGGGGUCAAAUCCUUAUUUCCCUCAUUAAAAUGCAAAUCAAUUUAUAACAUUUUUUACAUAUGUUUUCUGGAUUUUUUGUUGUUAUUCUGUCUCUCACUGUUCAAAUAACCUACCAUUAAAAUUAUAGACUGAUCAUUUCUUUUUCAGUGGGCAAACGUACAAAAUCAGCAGGGGAUCAAAUACUUUUUUCCCUCACUGUGGAUAUAGAUACUUUUGUACCUAUCCUCCCGAUACAAUUAACUUUUUGUACUGAAUACAAAGUGUUAUGUUUGGGGCAAAUCCAAUUCAACACAUUACUGAGUACUACUCUCCAUAUUUUCAAGCAUAGUGGUGGCUGCAUCAUGUUAUGGGUAUGCUUGUAAUCGUUAAGGACUGGGGAGUUUUUCAGGAUAAAAAAAAAACGGAAUAGAGCUAAGCACAGGCAAAAUCCUAAAGGAAACCUGGUUCAGUGUGCUUUCCACCAGACACUGGGAGAUGAAUUCACCAUUCAGCAGGACAAUAACCUAAAACACAAGGCCAAAUCUACACUGGAGCUGCUUUCCAAGAAUACAGUUAAUCUUCCUGAGUGGCCAAGUUAUAGUUUUGACUUAAAUCUGCUUGAAAAUCUAUGGCAAAACUUGAAAAUGGUUGUCUAGCAAUGAUCAAGAACCAAUUUGACAGUCCAGGUGUGCAAGGCUCUUAGAGACUUACCCAGAAAGACUCAUAGCUAUAACCGCUGCCAAAGGUGAUUCUAACAUGUAAUGACUCAGAGGUGUGAAUACUUAUGUAAAUGAGAUAUUUCUGUAUUUCAAUUUCAAUAUAUUUGCAAAAACUUCUAAAAACAUGUUUUCAGUUUGUCAUCAUGGGGUAUUGUGUGUAGAUGGGUGAGAAAAAAAUAUAUUUAAUCCAUUCUUAAUUCAAGUUGUAACACAACAAAUGUGGAAUAAGUCAAGGGGUUUGAAUACUUUCUGAAGGCACACAUAUUCUGGAGCGCAGGCCAGGUACAUCUCUGCGCGUUCAAAUAACACUGGACAAGAUGGCGAAAACGGACACAUGCUCUCCAAACAAAGACAAUGAAGAAACUUGGCGUCUUGUGGCCAUGGGUUUUGAACAACAAUGACAAAGAAAUAUAGCCUAUACAACACUUUUGGGGGGAAAUUAUACCACCAACCAAAAGGGCACUUUGGAGACUGGAAUUGCAAAGGUGCAUGUGCUUGGCAAAGGUAGUGCACGUGCCUGCAGGUAGUGCACGAGCCUGCAGGGACUAAUACUUUUAAGAGCCUGUAGCAAUGUGUGUUUUUCAGCAUCUCUUCGGCUCUAAUUGGCAGGUGGCAUUUGAUAUAGCUUUAGGCUUUUCACAUUUGAUUCACUCCCAACCCAUGUGCCAAGGACUACUCCGGAGAGGAGAAAAAAGUUACCGUUUCACUUGGGAUUUUUUGCAGCUGGAGGAUACAAUGAUCUUGAGCUGAGGGCUUCAAAAUGUCCCAAUCUUCACUCUCACCAUCCUAAAAGCAGAUUUUUAUCCAGCUGAGACAUGCUACGGCUUUUGUGUACAGCUGGGGCGCUAGGACCGCGAGGGAGAGCGCCUCUAAAUUUAUUUUCAGUUACAUUUUCAGUUAUUUGUAAGCGCCUUUGAACCGAACAGCCGUUUAAGCGACUCACAGGGACAGACAGUUACAUUGAGUAGGAACACAAGCCUAUAGUUGACUCUCAUCGAUAAACUUUGCUUGGACCGAAUUGAUUUGGAUACGUAUUUUAACUGGCGACCAGCUCUCUGCGGGACUGUGAAGAAAGACGGAUACCUGUCACACUGAAGAGAUGGGAGGUAUCUGGAGAAUUGAGAUGCCCGGUGGUUUUGAAGGGGGCGAAAACCUGGAUAGGAUUUAAACACAGACUCUGUUUAACUGUUUAACAAAAGGUACUGUGUGCAUUUAUUGUUUUACUCAUUGUAAGUAGACUAAUAAUUUGUUAAUAAUUAUUUUGAAUAUAGUUAUAACUGGUUUGUUACCAAGAGGCCACGUUGUAAGAUUACUUUUCUUACCUGGGAAAUCUGUUACAAAGUAUCUAAUGUUGCUCCACUGGAUAGGCCUACUACUUACUGUAAGUGAAUCUUGCAUUGUUAAACAUUAACUUUAGCCACAGCCUACCUUUUCCCUCAGCCCCACUGCAUUUUUCAGUAAGCUGAGUAUACUGCCUCCUAGCACUAUUCCUCUGUAUUGGUGCGUCUCAAUAGUUACAGGGCAAGGUAAACAUCAUCUGUUGUCUUUGGGGUCUGACAACAACCCGAGGAGUGGACAUGGGACAGUACUACGAUCACUCAUGAUGUUGGUGAAUGACAAAAGACCCAGUGAGGGGCUUUCAGGACAAAGCUUGGGCCCUGCGAAGCAGGUUGUUCUCAGAAUUACAGAGCCUUCACUUAAGGGUCAAAGGUGAGCUGUAGAAUGCCGACAGGUUUCAGAUGUACAGAGGUCCAUUACUGGAAUGUUUGUGUGCCUUUGUAGCUUAUAUAGGUGUAUUGGUGCUUGUUAAAAACUCUCAGCAUCUAUCAGUGGGCUAUAACCUUCAGUUGUCAGAAAUGGGAUCCAGGUGGAAAUACCUAAUUAAAUUGACUGGAAUUGAAGUGCAUUUGACAUUACUCUGAUGCAAAGUGUUGACAGUUAGUUGAGGUCCAGUGCCUUGUUUAAGAGAGGAUUCCAUAAGGUUGUUAGGCACUGUUUGGCUCUACAAUGUGUUAGAGCUGGAGGAUCUUUCUAAUGUGGGGAUCAGUUUACUGUUGUGUACUUUGGGACUUAAAAUGGAGGGUCACCCAAACCAAACUCACCCCUCCACAGACUUUUGGAAAAUGGACUCACCAUGAUAUAUGUUGGACUGUGUUAUUGCUUAUUUUGUGUCCUUCAUCAAGUGCUUCCUUAUUAUAGGUUUGUGUGGUUAGAUGUAUGAUUCUUCUCGACACGCUAUCCCACACUAUCCCCAAUUAAAGCUAGUCUGUUUUAGACCAUGGAAAUUAUAAAUGGCCCAGUCUAUACAGACUUUAAGAGCCCUGCUACCCCAGGCCCUCUUAAAAUAGAUUUAGAUGUGGACACAUGUUAAGUACUCUGACAAUGUGUUUGUAAUAAUGUCAGUGCAAAUUGAAUGGAACCCUAUUAAAGAUGGCUAAAUGUAGAUGUUUAAUGUGGAAGAGAUCAGAGACCAGGGUGUGGGGACUGCUGAUAGAGAAGGGUGUAGUUGUUUUUGACUGCAUAGCAGUGUAGGUCAGAAUAACCCCUAAAAUGGAGUCCCUAGGCUACAUCUGUUCAAGACAUGAGCACCUUUGAGUAACUGUAUCUUCUCUGGCUACACUAUGAUGAUAUAGAAUACAGUUGUGUGGCGGGAAUCGCCUGUGAUCGCCCCCGCCCUUCCCCCUCUUUGUGUGGCAAAUCCUGUCUGUAUGUCCAUGCCUCAACUUGCCUCGUUUCACUUUUAGACACCUGUCUCUUCUAGGCCACUAGAGCCUGAGGGUCCAUAGUUUUCAGACCUAUCGAGUGCCCCUGGUCCCUGUGAGCCUGCCAAGCACGCUCAUACAUAGAAAGGUAGUUAAUGUUUGAUGGCAGGCACCACCUUGCCCCAGAGGUUUAUCAUAAAUAUGAUUUGAGACACUUUUCAACAAGCUGUAAUACAGUCCCCUUCAGUCCUUCUAUCCUCCCACACAUACACAGCACAGUAGCCAAGAUUAAAAAUGUUAUGAUACAAGUUAAUUGGCAGACAAAUAGGCUGUGUAACCAUAUGCAGUGUAAUAUUUUCCACCACGACUGAUAUCCAAUGUGUGCCCCAACACCUACUUUCCAUCUGUACUUAUCUUGUGUACAUAAUCAGAUGUUUCUCUCCUGAGGCUAGUAUAUCAAACCUCCCUUUAAGCACUAAGGCCACUAGCAGAACUGAUAUUUUAAUGCUUGUCAGCCCCUUGUAGCAGGGUUUAAAAUCCAAUUUUCUGAAUAGCCCACAGUAUAGACAGGAACAAGAGCUGCAUUGUUACCUGCGUUAGCUGAUCCCGCGUGUAUAGGCUCUGAGGGAGGGGAUUUGGAAUCCACCUGUCAGAAUGAGAGUGGACUGCUUUUAUGGGGGAUUUCAGGUUGUGAGUGUUUGUGAAGGAUUCACUUAAAUCAGGGAGACAAGCCAGUGUUCUAAUCUCCACACCAUUUUGUUUAAUUAGUGAUGACCUGUUUUUAAGCGUCAUUAAUCAAACAGGGUUUCUGCAAAGUCCAUGUCGUCCCUCGUUAAUCUAUACCAUUCCAUUCCUCAAGGAUAAGUGGAUUCCUUGUUUAUUUUAUUUUGUGUAUUGUGGUGGAAUGUAGAUUAAAUGUUGUAUCUGUUUUUCAUUUCAGUGUUUUGCUCAACGACCAUGUCUCCACAUCCAAACUCUGGCCUGACUCAUCCCUCCACCUCAGUGCUGCUCCUCUCGCUCCUCCUCCCCCUCUCUCUGUCAUCCCGAGCCCUCCCUCACCAACAUCCCGUCCACCUCCCCUCACUGGUGCCUCAUGUACCCCUGCCCCUCUCCCGCUCUCGCUUCAGUGCUGAGACUCAAUUGGACUUCACCACUCACUGCAACGCCAGCUGCUACCACAAGGGAGAGCAAGAGAGCAGGCUAGAGCACCUGAGUGAGCAUCUGGCCUUCGAGACGCUCUAUGCGGAUGGUUCUCGUACCCUCACCACUAUGGAUGUGGAGGACGAGGAUGAUUAUGAGGGCACUAUCAGUGCUGCCAUUCAACCAUCACUAAUGAGAAGACGGAGAGUUACCAGUAGGCACAGGCGUCAGAAACGACAGAUCUACGGGGCUGAUGGUCGCUUCAACAUCCGCGGUGACCACUUCCUGUUGGACUACCCAUUCUCCACAGCUGUGAGGAUCUCCACCGGCUGCACCGGGGUCCUGGUGUCUCAACGCCACGUUCUGACCGCUGCCCACUGCGUGCAUGAUGGGAAGGAUUACGUCAAGGGAGCCCGUAAGCUGAGGGUGGGCUUCCUGACUCCUCCGUACAUCAACGGCACCAAGCCUAGCCAGACCCCCACCAAGAAGCACCUGGUGCGCUGGGUCCGGGUCAAAAGCACUCGUGUCCCCAAAGGCUGGAUCCAGGGCCCCCAGGAGGUCAGCAUGGACUUUGACUACGCCCUCCUGGAACUGCGCUGGCCCCACCGUCGGCCCUUCAUGCGUCUGUCUGUGGCUCCUUCCUCUGACGACCUGGCAGGGAAACGCAUCCACUUCUCUGGGUUUGACAGUGAUAGGCCAGGGGAGCUGGUCUACCGCUUUUGUCCUGUGGAGGACGAGUCUAACGACCUGAUCUACCAGCACUGUGAUGCCCGGCCGGGGGCCAGCGGCUCGGGGGUGUACGGCCGUGUGUGGGACACGGCUCUGGAGCGCUGGGAGAGGAAAGUCAUCGGCAUCUUCUCUGGACACCAGUGGCUGGAAAUUGACGGGGAGAACCGCGACUACAACGUGGCUGUGAGAUUCACCCCGCUGAAGUUUGCCCAGAUCUGUUACUGGGUGCAUGGGAACCGAGUGGACUGUAGCCAGGACUGAGGGAGAGAAGGGGAGACGGGAUGAACUAAGAGAAGAUGGAGGCCAUGACUGAAAAGUGAUUAAAGUAAGCACAAAUUCCCUUAAAGGAGAUGUGGAGAGGAAAUUACUCCCCAACUCAUUCUGUAACGGGCAAGAGCGAAACUGGAUUUAAUCCUAAUAAAGAUUUAAAAUCUACAAUACUAUCUAAGAAAAUAGGACUGCUAAACCUCCAUGCGCCAUAACAUGUUUUCCUUGGAAAGGCGUCAACCACUGUGACUGUCCCUUACUCUGGAAAGUGCAGGAAUGUCCCUUUCCCUCAGUGAAUGUUAAUUUUUUCUGUCUCAGACGUAACUCGGUCCUUUGUCGGGGUCUAUGCCUCCUUUCUAACACUGCUGCUAUCAUCACAGCAACUUUCUAUGCACUUUUCCUCCUGGUCAGCUUCACAACACUGAGUCGAUAUUUCCACUGUAUUAAACAGAACCACUUUUAUUAGAGGGAAAAUAAAAACACUGAUCCUUUCCUUGCAUGCUCCCCGUCUCUCCUGUUUUAUAACUGUGGUAGGAGCCUUUCAUUUUCUACAAUGUACUGACCAGCUUUAGCCAAUGGAGGGAAGUACUGGACUUAUUUUCUUUGUAUAUAUAAUACUCUGCCAUUGUACUCUAUAAUACCGCGACCGCAUGAUUUUCAACACUUAGGAUCAAAUGUAUGGGUGUGGAGUUGAAUUUACAAAGACGUGGUGAGGGGACGGUUUAUUUGUUUAGGUAAUGUCUCCAAGAAUGUGAACGAUUUUGUUCUCAUUGUAUUAGAAAGACACCUGUUAAAAGGCAUACUUGUCCCCAAUGAUCCACAGAGGCAUACCUAGCCACACUGAAAACAUACUGAGCCUCAAUACACCAAACUUGUCGAAAAGGCUCAAAGGUAUAGAUGGUGAAAUCAAUAAAGGACAUUCUAAAAACCUAGGAGGGGGUUUCUUACUCUGAAUGCUGGCAGCAUAUCCAACUUGCUUUUGAGCGGAUUAGGGGGGGCAGGGAAAUCAGAAUGAUGGUAAUAAUUUAAUUUUUUGAAAAUGCCUAUAUCUAUUUUAAUAAACUGAGAUUUCUAUCAUGAUUGCUUGUCAUAGUUCUUGUGUUAUGGAAACCAGCGGGUAUACAAAGAAUGACUUGCUACUGUAAAAUGGAAUCCACUUUUCAGAAGUGGAGUUAGAGUGCCCUCUUGUGGUCAGUAUACAAAUAUAUUUAGGAUGCAUGAUGCCAGUGUCUCUUUAUAUAUACUGAACAAA
Messenger RNA from Coregonus sp. 'balchen', 12565 nucleotides. The record is from the annotation of a GenBank genome assembly. Lineage: Eukaryota; Metazoa; Chordata; Actinopteri; Salmoniformes; Salmonidae.